GGUUGCUGAAAUGUACAGACCCCCUAGACUUGGUUCGCUACUGCGACAGAGUUACGUUAUGUAAGAAUGAAGGCUUCUAAGUGGCUGUUUCUAUCUUGGUUGACAGAAUUGACAGUUUGGUACAUGUCCUGCAGGGCAACAACGUGGUGAACGGCCACUCACAAGGCUGUCCGCCCUCACGAACCACGGUACGUACCUACUGUACGCAUCACUGUACCAAGAUCAGGGGGGUCUGCACAUUUUUGCAAGCACCGAUAAAGCAAUGAGCUCAUGGGCGAGUCAGGUCUGCACCAGCAUAUCUGGAUGGACUCCCACAGCCCCGUCGUCUUCCAACAAGGCUUCCCCAAAAGCCCCCACACCCACCAAUAGCAUUCAAUCCUCAAGCCCAAUCCAACCUGGCAUGGUCGACAACUGCGACGCAUUCCAAUUUGUUAAGGAUGGCGAUUGCUGUUCUACUAUCGUUCAGAAGAACUCUAUCAGCCUCUCUCACAAUUCUACAAAUGGAAUCUUUGGCACUAACUGCGGAGGACUAUGGCUCGAAGUCUACGUUUGCGUCUCCAUUAUCGGACAUAGUCCUACCACAACCACUCCUCCUCCCAGCACCACCGUAAAUCUACUCCCACCAAUGGUAUCGCAACGCCCUCGCCGGUUCAGAGCGGCAUGGCCAGCAACUGCGAUGCCCUCCAUUUCGUUAAGGACGGCGACUCCUGUGCCAAUAUCGCACAGCACUAUGGCAUGAGUUUGUCUCAAUUCUACAAGUGGAACCCUGCGGUCGGCUCGAGCUGCGGAGCGCUCUGGUUCAGAACGUACGUCUGCGUUGUCAUCAUUGGUGUGAACCCUAUGACUACCACGACGAUGAAGACCUCUGCGGUACUUACGAAAACACAGGCUGGAAAUGAGUAGCGACUCCCACGCCCAUCCAGGCAGGUAUGACGAAGAACUGUAAGAGCUUUCGGUUUGUGAAGGAUGGAGAUAACUGCGCAUCAAUUGCUCAGGCGGCAGAUAUUUCACUUGCCAACUUCUACCGCUAGAGCACAGGAAUUGGGUCGAGCUGUAGGCACUGUGGCUUAAAAUCUACGUUUGCGUCGCUGUGUUG
This is a messenger RNA of Macroventuria anomochaeta, 1096 nucleotides long. RefSeq lists its product as uncharacterized. The coding region runs from base 263 to 739 and encodes 158 amino acids. The transcript has 2 exons. The record is from RefSeq and is a predicted model, not a curated record. NCBI's taxonomy places the organism in Eukaryota, Fungi, Ascomycota, Dothideomycetes, Pleosporales, Didymellaceae.